Molecule: messenger RNA, 1358 nt
Organism: Suillus fuscotomentosus
Lineage: Eukaryota; Fungi; Basidiomycota; Agaricomycetes; Boletales; Suillaceae
Exons: 5
Coding region: 233-1219 (328 amino acids)
Source: RefSeq, a predicted model, not a curated record
GCAAUCGUUGUAUUACAUAAUCAACGUCUUGGCAAACUGGGCGGAUAAUUAUAAACCAUGAGCUCCCGGUGUGAGCAUUCCUAUUCUAUCAAUGGUUGGCUAACAGAGGCCUCAGACGUCAGCCGACUUCUUGGCGGCUGACUUGCUGGAACCAUUGACAUGGGUGAGGCUGACUGCCUCAUGCGCAUAAGUACCCUAGCCCCUCUUGUCCUGAACUUGGAAGACACGACAAAUGGCUGUCGCUGAAGAUGCGUUCAAACUCCUCGGUAGAGUUGCUGAUGCUUUCGACGAUCCUUCCUCUUGCGAGUCACGCAAAGAAUUCCGCGUAAACACCAUCAAGAUACGCAAGCCCCAGACAAGUCGCUCCAGUCAAGAAAGUCAAGUUCAGCAUGCUUGCUAUGCCCGCCGCGAGCCCUCUUUCUUCGACAUCAGCUAUAUCUACGACGAUGACGAACUCGCCGAUAUGGCAUCGAUGACUGCAAACCGUUCAUGCGCGUCGUCGUCUGAGACAAUCAGAAGCCUCGCCGGAAUCACCUCGCAUGACGAUGCGUUCUAUGCCUGUGAUGAUACCGUUGCCUUGGAUGAAUCACCAUGCAGCGAAAUGACCAAGAUGCUUUCUCCCAGCAGCAGUCCGCUUGAUAGACUCAACAACCUUGCUCGUGCCGAACUCAAGAAGACCGGCUGGUUCGAGCGACCUGACCAGUGGUCCAUCGUCAACAUGGGCCUUUCAAGUCCAAUGACGCACACACGUGGACCCAUAUCUCCCCCAAAAACACCUCCAGCCACCCUCUCGAUUCUCCCCUCCACACUCGCCAUCACCACCGUCCCGCUUCCAUCCUUCGCCCAAAUACCAUCCCCGGAUUCACCCAUGCAGACACAUUCCCCCUCCUCCUUCAAAGCAAGUACCCCAAACGGCAAAUAUAGCUCGAGCUCGCGUGAUAGUUUUCCUGACUUUAGCACGCUAUCGUACGCCCCACGCAGCGAACCCGAGCCACCGAGACGUUUUGGUGUGAGUAGCCGCGUCAAGCAGCUCAUGAAGCGCGUCUUGCACGUUAACGUCGGCGUGCAUCCAAGCAGGAGAUCAAGACAAUCUUUGCUUGUGGGAGUGGGCUUGCGGCCUGCUUCUAUGGCCGGAGCGUCUUCGGGUACGUGGGCGUUUGCUAGUAUUGGAUCUACGCAUACUCAAGCGGGGAACCGAUGGAGUGGGCUUUGGCAUUGAUGUUCGACUCAGAUUCGUUCAUGAUUUCUUUAUUGCAUUAUUUUCUCGAUUACUAUAUUCAAAAUCCUCCUGUUCACUGCAGGCGGUUCUGUGGUUUACGAUCAACUGGUCUUCAUAAGGGUGCAUAUGCUAGAGAUAU